UCUUGAAUCUGUUUAUUCUGACGCGUUCGAUCGACAGAGAAUCUUCGCGCGAUACAAAUGUGUCUCGUUCACGGUCAAACUUAGUCGCUUAUUUCCAUGGAAUCUCAUUUACUAGGAACGGAUCUGUUUAGCCGGUGACGAGCGUGAUUCAAUUACGUGGAUGCACGAUACCGAGUCGCUCAAGAGAGCCAUGCUUGUGCAAACACGCUGUCGGUCCGUGCACGCUUCUAAGGCUCUAAUGAAAACAAGUAGGCGGUGGAUGUCAUUCCUCAUCAGUGAUUCUCAUUAAUAUUCGAGCGUGGUGUGUAAUUAACCAAAGGCUCAUCAUAAAGGAUGCGAAUCUGACGUUGGAUCGCGAUCGAGCCGGUGAUUCUCUAUUACGAGGGAUAAAUAAACGUCUCUUAACGGUGGUGGUUAAUGGACCAAUCGUUAUUGCUUUGCGAAACAAAGAUUUUUAUUUCUAAUUUCUAUUUCUUUUCUAUCAUCAACCGGUUUGUAUUCUCUGUCUUUUUUAAUCGUAACAGAAAACCGGUGCACGCGCCUGUUCUUCCCUCCGCGUUACACUCAUUUUUAUUUCCACGCGUGGUACCAUUUUAAAUAUACGCGACUUUGGGAGAUGGCUGCUCGCGAAGGCAUCGCGGGCCGAAUCUUUUGACAGCGCUCGUUUUCGCGUUUAAUUCUCUUUUUGGCGGGCUACUCGCUUGGGAAGAGAGCUCGCGCCGCUUUUCUGCUCGCGUUAGCGAGGCGAGCAACGAACGGCACGACUCUUUGUUCGCGAAAGGAAUUCGCUGACGACAGGUUUCGCUGAAAUCGCGCGAUUACGCGCACACCUCGAGAUAAAUCGAGCCGGCCCAGCGAACGAACACGGGCCGGUGGUGCGCGACGCGGCGCGAGUAAUUGAAAUUUGUCAAGCUUAAGAGCCCUCUUUCGCGACGAACUCUAUGGAACGGUUGGCUCGUUAGCGCGAAUGCCCGAGAUGUAAAAAUGUUUCGCGUUAUGUCGCUUCCUCUUUACUGCUUCCUUUCUGAGCCACGUUCGUUCGACCCUUUCGUUGCGAUCUUCUUCCUCGCGAGAAAGGCUUCUGCUCGUUUGUGAAACGUGCGAUAUAUCAAGGGGGAUGGUUUUGAAUUAGAUCAAUGGAAACGAUAUAAUGAACAUUCUUGAAAUUUUAAUUAAACUUAGAAAGGACGUAAUAUUUAAAUUACCUUAAUUUAUUCAUAGUCCAACGUCGAUUAAAGCCAGUCAAAUCGUUGAAAAAUGAAAAAUUAAAGUCUUCAAAGCUUCUCGAUCACUUAACGGAUCAAAAAGUGGUUAAAGAAAGCGUUAGAACCGCGAAAUUCCCGCUAAAACGUUUCCACCGCGACCCAACAAAGCAUACUAGCCAAUAAUUGUGCAGGAUAAAUGGGCGACAGAAGCAAUGGGACAGAAAAUCAGUCGGUUGUGUACCGUGAAGGAAGAGAGGUCGAGAGGAGUACUCUCGCAUUCCGAUGAACAGCAAACCCAGAAACAGGAGGGACUGGCAGGGUGACAAGUAGAGAGGAGAGAAAAAGCGAGAGAAGGUAAAUCGGGGAGAAGAGAAAGAAUGAGAGAGUGUGUUCUCGCAAAUCAGUAGGAGGCGGCAUCGACCUCGCGUCUAUUCAUCUCUUUCCCUUUUUCGAUCUUCCCCUUCGAGCCUCCCUUUUCUCUCUUUUUCCUCGCUUCUUACUCCCGCGGAAUCCUUUCUUCUGUGUGUGCAUUGUGCGGAUAAUACCGGCGCUGGCUUCUUUCGCGUGGCUGUGGGUGAAAACGAGCCAGCAGAUACCGCGAAAGUAAAAGAUAAAAAAAGGAAGAACGAUCGGUAUUCUCUCCCACUCUCUUUUUCUCUCUUCCUCGCUUCAACCCUUUGGUUCUCUCUCUCUCUCUCUCUCUCUCUCGUUUCUUCCAUACAUUUUCGAAAAUAGUCUAACCUAAAAAUAUGCGAGAGAGUAAAGAUGCAAGAACUCGGCUGGCCGUGUAAGAAUCCCCUUUGUUCCUCGCGAUUUUUCGUCGCAAACCUGUAACGUUCCCGUUAAACAUUAAUGUUGUUACACUCUGGAAACUACAUCCUGUCACAAUUAUUCGAAUUAAUUUCGGAUGGUCGAGUUUUUCGAACAAUUGUGCGAUUACAUUACCGCGCGAACAAUUAAUAAUAAUAAACUAAAGCAACCGGUAAUGAUUUAAUCAUUUCAAAGCAGUUUAUGUUGAAUUUACAACCGAUGUAAUUUUGUGCCGCAUAUAAUCGAUGAAAAUACUCUGAAACGCGUCAUCGACUCGUACAAAUUACAUAUUUCUCUCUUUGUAUCCUAAUCUCCGCUUAUCUUUAGUACAUUCGAAAUUUGUUGCUGGUUUUCGAGUUAUCCCUGAUCGUCAACGGAUUGUGUCAUCGUUGAAGAAAUUUAUAGUUCUUCAAAUACCAAUCGAGAUUACGAGGAAAAUUCGUCAUUUAAAUCGUUUGUUUGAGAAAGAUUAUCGCCUACAUAUAAAGAAACUGAAGAACGUAUCGAAUGUUUCAAAAGUCAUUCUUCAUUCUAUUUCCAAGUAGUGUACAGUAGCAUAUAGUUAUCAAUUUUUAUUAUAAAAUUAAAUUUACAGAAGAAAUGAACACAAAGCAAAUCGAACUCAUCGCACUUUCAGAAUAGUUUAUAUUACUUGAAACGAUCUAACGUCCUAGUGAACCUUAGGUAGUUACUUUAGUUACUAAAGUUCGAUGUAUCUUCUAGUAAGUUUCACGCGUGAAGGAAUGGUUCCUGCGUAGAAAGUUCGUAUCCAUAGAUCGAGGCGAUUAGAGCAUACAAGUUGGACCGUUUAUCCUGAAAAUUGCCAGCAACGCAACAGCCAGUAUUAAUUGAAACGCGACACGCGGCGUACAGUAUGCAAAGAAUGUAGAGUGGACGGCCAUCAAUUGCGCGGGUGAUGCUCGCACGAUACUCGGCCCGUCUUUAUGAUACCGUGUCGGACGUUUAAUUACAAACGUUGCACCCUUGGUCUGUCGUGAUAUUCGUGCAAUAUCUGCACGCGACAUCCACGUUGUUAAUAUUGUGUCUCGUUUCGAAGAUACAUAUCGCGUUCAACAUUAGCCGCUAACGUCAUAGCGGGCUCUGAUCCUUAAUCAUCGUACUUAGUUCGAGCAGUCGAUGUAACCGUGAUAAUUUUUAUACACGCGACAGAAAUUUUACCUUGAUUAUCUCUUUAAGAAUAAUCAAUUAAAUAAAGCUUGAAACAUUUAGUCUUCGUAUUUUGUUAUUGGGUCAUACGGAAGAAAUCAAGCAUUGUUCAAGAAACGAAUCUUUUUAUUAGAAUCAUUUUGUUAGGAUUUUUUUUAACAUUUGGAGCACGCAUGCGCAACGAUUGAUACGAUGCGAUGGAUACUCAGAAAUAUUACAAGGAGCGCAAAUAAUAAAGCGUUACGCAAAAAAUAAUAAAAACACGGUUAUCGCGUAGGCGUCAGGUUUACGGGCGAUUUAUAUGGGUUGAGUAUCACUGGCGGAUUUGUAAUAAGUGUAAGCGGAGCGAUAGAGAUGCGUCGCACUCGCAGUGGUACCGUUUGCGCGCUCUCUUCUCCUCGAAUCCCGGCACACCGUGAAAUCGUGAUGACGCAACGGCCAAGUGUUGGUGGAGGUUCGGAGAGUGCGGACGACGUGUCGCGAAUGCGCCUGUGUAAAAGCUUCGCUGCCAGCUGCACGGCAGCCGCUUAAGUCGCGCUCGUGACUCUACCGUCGAGGAUGCGGACGGUUUCUAUCUUUCAAAGAAAUUUUCAUCGGCUAGGAAUUUUAGAAAUUCAAAAUUCAAUUACAUUUAUAUAUCAAAUUAUUCGCAAGAAAGAAAUUACUCAAUUUUUAUAAUUAUAUUUUUAUUUUGAACACUGAUUCUUGGGACGUUCAUAGUACACCGCAUACGGUCACAGUGCGUAACAAUGCGUACGUUGAUCGUCACUCGCGCCGCCUCGUCGUUCUCACAGUUCACGGUGCAUCGUAUCGACUCCGUUCCCUUCGCCCGACGCCACACUCGCGCAACGUGUACAACUAUCGAAACUAUACAUGAUAGACGCGUUACGGUACAGUCACCGUUCGAGGCGAUGCUUUCGGAGCGGAGGAUGCGUAGUCGGUGGCAUUAUACGGGUGGCGUAAAACAGCUAGGCAAAGCUCCGAUCGCAUCGAGUAGAACUCGAAUCGAAUCGCAGUCAAAGUCGAAGUCGUGACGAGUCGCCUCGGCUCGACUCGGCUCAAAGACGAGUACGGCCGAACGUUUGCCUACGUGCGCGCUUCGUGCUGUUAGCGUAGCCGAACGACACGGUACGGCACGAUACGAUACGAUUCGGGACGGGUUGGGACGAGACGAGACGAGGCGACACGAGACGAUACGAGACAGGACGAGACGACACGAGACGGAACGGAAUGGUGCCUGGCGAGGUGGGACGAGGCGAGGCGAAGCAAGGCGAGGCCAGUCGAACGUAGCCGAAUCGAGUCGAGCCGAGUCGAAUUGAGAAACGGAGUCAGUGGCUGGCGACUCUUCGGGGCGUCAGGUUCUUCGUGUGGGGUUUGUUGUUGUUUCGCGCUCCCUGCAAACCACGUGCGCAGCUUCGUGACAGCUCUGUUAUCGAAGCCGUAACCGUACAACUAGACGUUCCAUUCGUUGCGUACUUUUCCAUUGGUGAUAUUCUCGAGGCAACAAUACAAAUCAUAGAAAAAUUUUAUUAAAAAUUAGCUUUUCGAAUGAAUGCUGUCAAAGAGCAUCGUAACUCGAAGGUACAACCGUUUCGUUAUACUAAAUACGCGUUGUUGACGUAUCAUGGUGACAAUGAGAAAAUAAUUUUUCAAAUGUUAUUACAUUUGAAAUAAUCGCGAUAAUAAGCGAGUGAAAUGACUCGAUCGAUAAUUGAAAUUUUUAUACAACUAAUAGUGUUGCUCGUUAGAUUAGAAAAGCAGCGAUAAGGACGGGAAAGGCGUCUGAAACUCGAUGGGGUUCGUAGAUAUUACAACUUUAAAUUUGUCACGAUGACUUGGCUACGUGCCCUCGACGGUUAUCGCAGCCGAGACUUUCGUUAGCAACUCUUAUCUGGCUACGAGAAUAACCUGACUGCACAGCGUAAAUAUUAUGAAUGCAGGAAUCUUCGAAUCGUGCGACGAGUUAAAAUUACAAUGUCCCCUAAUCGUAUCCGGAGCGUUGCCAACCGCAAAAAGCACACGGAAGAAAACUAUAUCAAGGACAAAUGAAAUUCGAAAAACUUAUCAAUUUUCUCGGUCGGACUAUUAAAAGUGAGAAAGAGAGGGAGUGAGAUAGGUGGGCCAUAUCGUUUCUUGGCAGACAGACGACAAAAAAUAGAACGUUAUCCCACACGAGCCAGUAACGUUGCUCUCGUAGCAUCGAGUCGGCCAGCGGACAAAAUAAGUGGACCGCGGCAACGAGCAAGAACGUAACGUGGGUAAAUUAGUCACGAAACAGGUACGUCUGCAACAAGAAACGGAAUAAUAACGAGCGUGGCCGGAAGAACGUGGAAACGACAGAAGAAGAGGAAGAAGAAGAAGAAGAACAAGAAGAAGAAGAAGAAGAAGCAGAAGGAAAGGUGUACUUUUAUUCGUCCGACGAACUCGCCACCGAGAUAGACAACCACUGCGAAGAGAUAGGAGAGGAGCAAACAGAGUGAAGCAAGAAAAGCACGAAUAAAGAUAGUGGAAACUGGGAGGAAGAAAGAGGGAGAGAGAGAGAGAGAGAGAGAGGAGCGAAGAAGGGAGUGACGAGCGAAGGAAGGAAAGGAAGGAUUUAGAGAGAGGGAAGAGAGCGGAGAGAUUUCUGGGCACGCGCACUCCACCUGCUAGCGUGUAGUGGCACGCGCCAUACCCACCCCCUCCGCUCUGCACGUUUCGUCCUCCCCCUCCCCUUCGUCCGUCUCUUUCCGCAGUCCCUCUUUGGCGUUACCUCCUGGUUCUACCGCGACCGUCGCCACCGCCGCCGCCACUGCCACCGCCACCGCCUCCACCUCCGCCUCCGAUUCUUCCCUCCCGUCCCCGUCCCCGACCUCCGACACCGACCCCGCUUCCUCACCAUCGCCCCUCGUUCCGCCGUGUCUCUCCUCCCGCGGGAAUCCCCUCCCGUGUUCCCCUCAACGCGUGCCGCCGUUCCAAGACCGGGACGCGCGGGAGUCAAUCGCUCGCGGACUUCGAUAGGACGAGCAUACAGGUCCUUGGCUCUUCCUCUACUCUGUUCGACGUUUCUCUGUCCGAGCAUUCGCGCCUCGUGUCGCUGGCUCGUGAUUUCGUGUGUUCCACGCUUUAUUCCUUCCUUCCACUGUUUCGUUACUCUAUUUUUCAAUCUGUCCACUCUUCUCAAGGGAGAGGCGAUUCUAGAACAUCGCAGAGCUGUUUCCCUGCUGCUCCGACAGAAAGCAUUUAAAGGGAUCGCAGGAAGAUUCGUAAAGGAAAGUAGAACGGUACGUCGCGUGAUCCGGUUUAGGACACGGCGCGUGAGCCAUCCGUCUACAAGAUACCUCGGAGCGUAUGGUCGAGCUCGAAUGGUCAAAGUUCGCGUUGAAUUUUCACGAUCGGCAACCGUGGUUCGUAAUCAGGACAGAGUGGCGGGAGAAAGGAAAAGGCGAACCGUACGAGUGGAGUUGCCGGCCGAUGUUUGCGUAUGAAAAAAUCCGCUCGUUCUCUUCCACCUCUUCCUCCUCUUCUUUCCGGCGUUCGUCUGCUGCCAGGGGGGCAACGUGCCGGCCGAUCCGUGCAUUGUAAACAAAGAGAACAAAGGGCCAACGGCGACAACGACGACGACGACGAGGACGAAGACGAGGAACGAGGACGGCGACAACGACCAGCAGAAGAACGUGGGAAGGGAAAAACGUAAGAAGGAGGAAGGAAAGCGAAGCAACGAGAUAAAGGGUGGGGGUCUGACGCGUGCUACUACCGCCGUUAUUUCCAUUACAACAAAAAUAGUCCAGUCUCUGUGGUGGACAAGAGAUAGGGUGAAAAGAGAAGGAAGAUAGUGUUGGCAGAGAAUAACAACAGUAAUAUAAAGUUAUCGUAAUAUAUAUACACGCACACGUGUGAUUACGCGUACCCAGUCAGUGUUGGCCACGCACGAUGCGACAGUAGUUGAAGUGGGUACUUUUCGGAGUAAACACGGCAAAAAUAAAUUUCAGAUAAAUUCGGGACGAAUCGGCUGGAUCGAAGCAGACAGGAAAGAAAAGAAAAGAAAAAGGAAACGAUACUUUGGUAGGCGAGUUUUAUUCCGGAGCAACUGCCUUUCCGUUCUCUAAAGUGACAGCAGUGACACAGAGUGGUGGUGCGCGGAUCAGCUGUUCGUCGAGGAGCCGCGUUACAACACGCGUCCCUCGCCUGCUCGAUCACCGACAUCCUCUGCAAAUUUUCCAAGCAAAUUUUCCUUACCAUCCGAUUCGACAGUUGAAAAAGAAAAAGAUCGCGCGUCUCGUCUUCGUACGUGCGUUUCGAGUCGACCUUCUCGAACCACCUGUUGACGAUUUACGAGGGAAAAUCGACGUCUUCGCGCUGACCAGGGCCUAACUUCCUCUCGGACGAUUUAAAAAAGUAGCUGAACGAUAUCGUGAUCGUUCGGUGUAAAAAUUGUCCGACUGUCGCUGCGCUUGGUCCACCGAAGCCGAGAAAAAUCAUUUUCGCGAUGAAUUCGGUGAAGUUUUUCGAGAACAUGGUCGAGUCGGACUCAUGGACGCGUGUAAAAAUCGUUGAAAGACAUUGAGAUGCAAAUUCGAUGCGAGUUUCACGGGCAGACGUUGUCGUUGGAGAUAACGUGAAAAAUAUGCAACCGGAGAAACUUUGAGUGACGGUGGUGGGCGCCGAGUGUUUUUCGGUGUGAGCGUUAUCGAGAGCGUUGUUUAAUAUACGCCUUUAUCUGUCGGUCGCAUCGACGGUGACAGAAAGAAGAGGCACGUUGAAGAAAAGAGAAAGAGAGACGGUAAAGUUCGGAGGUCACGGAACCGUUGGACGAUAUGCGGCACGCAAACUCGUUUCGACGAGCGGCUGAGAAUUUCGGCUGGCUGAUCCAAGCCGACGCACUCGCGUCGAUCGGACACCAAUAGCAACGGGAAACAGUGGUGAUAUGCUGGGCGGGGGACACGGCACCGUCGAUUCUAUUCCCGGCGUCUUUUUCUUGUCGGCGUGACGUUGGAGGAACGCGCGAGAAGAGAGUACAUACACCGUACCGCGGCCGACGUUGACGCGCGCUCGCGCGUGCUAACCAACGCUGACUUCGCUGGUAAUAGCUAGUCAAUGUGAACGGAAGGGCAUUACGUUUAAACGGGCAUCGUGUGUACGUGUACAGUUGUUAAAUAAUAGGUGAAUUCUCGGCUAAGUUGUACAGUGGAAACGAACGAAACGGACCGGACGUAUUGUUUACACCUUUGAUGCAGUUUGGAAGAGCGACCGAGAAGUCGGGCACCUCGGCUCUCGGGCUGGCCAACAACCGGAUGAUUUAGUUCAGUAACGUCGUGACUAGCGGGCCUGUUGUGUCGCGCGUGUGAUACUUGUCUCGAUCCUCCUCGUUGCAUGCGUCGUUACGGGGCCGACGAUCUUGUUGCGUGGUCGGGCGCGAAAGAAAGUUCCUUCGGUAUCAGCGAUUCGAGCGCCUCCAGAAAAGUGCGGAAGUGACGAGGAAAGGGAAAGUAAGCCGGUUGCGUUGGCGCGUACAGAAAAAUGACCUUCAAGUUCCGUUGAGAAGAAAAUCUUGCGAGUUUAAUCCUGAUCGAAGGAACGGUGGUGAAAUAUGGAUCUGUAAUGCAACGCGAUUCGUCGAAGGAAUAGAUAUCUUAAGUUAGUGUGUUAUACCGUCAGGAUAUUCUAGUGAGGACAAAAGAAAGAAGAUAUCGUCGAAGGGGCAUGGUGGGCCUCCACCAACCAGGGCCACAACAGGCCCGGGUGGCCCCCCUGUUGUAACUAGGAAAUCCCUCGCUGUCGUGCAGCUCGUGCUCCAUUACACUGCCUGGAAUGAUGCAGCAAAAAUUCGUGAAGAGGACGGCCGAGGAGUUGGAGCCAGCGGGCGGUGGUAGCGGAGACGGUGGCUUCGGCGAGCCCCCGGUGAAGCUGCAAUGCACGCAGGCACAGCAUCAACAUCAGCAGGGUCCCGGUGGAGGAGGCGGUGGCGGGCCUCAUCACGGCCACGGUCAGCAUCCGGCCGGAAACGGUACGAACUCGACGGGUCAGACGCACGGCGGUGGCGGAGGUGGAGGAGGAGGAGGCGGCGGUGGCGGGAACGAAGGAUUGACCAAGUUCUCGGUGGAGAUCGUGCAGCAACUAGAGUUCACCACGUCGGCCGCGAACUCGCAGGCUCAACAGAUAUCCACGAACGUAACGGUGAAGGCGUUAACGAACGCCUCUGUGAAGAGCGACCUGCUGAAUGCGUCGUCGUCGCCGAAAUCAGGCCCGGACACACCAGCAUCCGGCACGUCGAGAGCUCAGGCUGGGAACGGAAACGGAGGCGGACCGGGUUCCGGUGGCGCUGGCACAGGUGGCCCAGCUGCCCCCGGUGGUAUCGGCUGCGUUGAUAUCGGCAACCUGGUCGAAUGCAAACAGGAACCCGAUAACGAGUUCGUCGACCUAGAACAGUGCGCCGCCGCGUUGGAAAAAGACGCGGCGGCGAACGGUGCCGGUUUUCCCGGCUUCUCCGAUUUCAUGGGAGAUGACACGGGUGACGAGAUUAUCACCUCCGACGCGUUCAAAGAUCUCAUCUCGGAGAUUUCCGACUUUCAUCCGGAGUUCAUGAAGGACUUUGAUUUCGAGGAGAAGAUCCCUGUGGACGCGUUGGCGAACAAUGCAGCGGUGGCUGCGGCCGCGGCUGCUGCUGCAGCAGCGAAUAACAACAACAACAACAGCAUCGCGACGAACAAUGGGCAAAUUAAAAUCGAGGAUGAUAAGGACGCGAUACACCAGCAACACGGGACCACCAAUAACAACAAUGUGAAUAAUGGCACGGGUCCCAAUAACGGGAACUCGAUGCCUGCCAAUUCUAGCCCUGGUACUCUCGGCUCGGCCCAAUACUCCCCUGUCCGAUUACCUUAUUCCGGCUUGGACUUCAAGUCUGAGAUGAGCCCAGCCGCCCAAACGUUGAAGCAAAUGGCCGAACAACAUCAGCACAAGAGUCAACAGCUUGGCCUGGGCGGUUUCAACCCCAGUGCCGCGGCCGCGGCAGCCGCUAGAGGACCAACAGCUCGUUCCCCUUACGCGGAAUUCCCGCAAUUCGGUGGCGCGUCCGAUUACCUUGGUAGCCCUGGUAGCACGGGUCCAGCUGGUGGACAAUCACAGACGAGUGCGGGUACUGGAUCGUAUCACAAGAACAACGGCACGUCCGGAUUCCAAAGCCAACAAACUAACGACAUGUUCGUCGGCUCGCAAACCCAAUUCGCUGCCGGGCUGGCGGACAUGAAGAGACCGCAAGCUGGCAGCGGCGGCAAACCGAGCAUGCUUGGCCCAAGCGGAGGAUACAAGCAGCAGUAUUCGCCAUACGGUAGUCCGGGAUCGAUGCCGAAUCACGGCAGCCCCGGUUAUCCGCUUCCACCGAGAGGCUCCCAGGGCGGUGGACCCAAUCAAACCGGCUCCCAGGGACCCUUCACCAGCUCCACGCCCCCGAGACCUCCCUCGGGACCCGGCACCUCCACUUUGCAGAUCAACCAGGCGCAGCAGCUACACAUCAACAAUCCUGGCCAUCAGAUUCAGGUGUCUGCGGGUCAGCAUAUGCAAUUCACAGGAGACCUGAAACCUGGUGUAUCAGUGGCCGCUCAACAGGGCAUGUACUUCAACCAACAACAGAGCCAAAAUCAGUCAGGACCAGGUGGUCAAAACGACACGUACUGUUCUGUCUCCCAGUCUCAGACGAUCAACUUCACUCAACAAAGUCUGAAACAAAGAGCCGCGGCCGCGGGUGGUGUUCCUCAGCCUGCAGGAGCUCCAGGAGCUCGUAACCAUCCUCAACAAGUGCCGCAGAAUCAGGUGGACCAACAUCAACACGCGAAGCUUCUUCAGCAACAACAACUGAUGCGCGCUCAGCAGGUAAUGCAACAACAGCAACACAUGGCGGGAGGAAUGGGCGGCGUGAGGCCACCACCACCCGAAUACAAAGCUGCCCAGGCCCAAAUGAUGCACGCUGGAAUCGGCAUGGGUCAGCAAGCAAGGUUUCCCAAUACUGGACCUAUGCGUAGGGUUACGCAACAACCAAUGCCACCUUCGGGUCCGAUGAUGAGGCCGCAAAUGGCACAGCAGCAACAACAGGCGUUACACGCGGCCGGUGGCAACAUGUACAUGGGUGGCGGUAGCAUGGCCGCCAUCGGUGGGAUGCAUCAGAUGCACCAACGUCUCGGAUAUCCUAGAACUAAUAAUCAGCGGCCGCCUAACGUUAGCGUCGGUCCGCCCGAGAGCCUCGGGAACAGUAUCGCGGGUCGUGGGGCUCAGCAGGAGUGGCGACACGUUCUGAUGCAGCAACAGGGCUUUCAAGCGCAGAUGCGAUCGCAAUUCAACCAGCAAGGUCACCAAGGUGGUUUCGGUAUGGGUGGCACUGGCGGUAUGCAGAUGAACGCCGCGCAAAUGCAACAUCAACAGCUGAUUCGUUCGCAAAGCGGAGGAAUCGGUGGUUCCGGUAUGGCGAACAGCACUCAGAUGCAGCAGCUACUGUCGCAGCAACACCAGCAGCAGACAUUAGCCAUGCAGCAGAGUAAUAAUCAGAUGUCACUGCAGAUGCAAAUGUCGCAAUCCUCAUCAGUCAACUCUGUCAGCAGUACCGGAACGGGUUCUCCCCUGCACCCCCAUCAACAGUAUGGCGCAGGUAGCCCAGGUGUACGUAGUCUGCCCCAACAACAACAACAACAACACUCGCAACCACAGGCAACCACUACGGACCCGUCAGUAGCCGCGGCUGACUUUAGCCUCGAAUUUCUGGAGAACCUCCCAACCGGGGACACGUCGAACUUCAGCGCACAGGAGUUGCUGAAUUCCCUCGACUCCACGGCGGGAUUCAACCUCGAUAUUCUGUAAGACCACGCGUAUCGCGGUCUAAUCGGGAAAUCGGAUGAAAUCGGGUCGGUUCCAAACACGAUCACGAUACAGACGCACCAGGAUCGAUCACCCUGUCGGAGCACAAAUUAAAGAUUAACGCGAUGAUCUCUCUCGUUCGUCGCUUCGUUGUGCUUCGGUGAUUCGCUCGGCGGGUGUCGUAGUUCGAUGAACUAAAGUGGAGCGUUAUCGUCCCGUCGAAAAUCAGACUAGAGUAGUUAGAUGAUUAUAAACAAAAGAUACAACUUGCUCAGGGCAUGUUCGUCUAGCAAAAUCACGGGAAAUCGUAAAGAAUGGUUAGGAAGAAAGCAGAUGAACAGGCUGCGAGGAACGAGAGUGAACGCAAAGAGGGAAGAAAAGGAAAUAAUUAAUUUCCAUGUUACGAUAACCACUUGGUAGGACGGCGACGAUCACGAUAACCCUGAAAAGGUCCUCCACGUUCGUCAAUUGAUCUAUCCUCAUAGGAGCGUCAGGGAGGGUGUUUGAUCCAGUCGAACCGGCCUCGGACCAAUCAAUCGUGCACCGUACCCGUGCACCAUGUACAGUAGUAAGAAUAAACACGUAAAACGGUGAGACUUCCUCGAUUGUUCCAGCUUCCGGGAGGAAGAUCGGUAAGAGGAAGACGGUUCGACGUUGAGUGCAGAGAGACAGGUCGUAGAGCAUUUUCGGCAGCUAUCCUCAGCUGGCAACCACAUUCUUCUAGGCAAUCACGUUUUAGGAAAAUUGAAUUUCUUUAUGGUAACGAUCGAAACAGCGAAGACCAGAGUGAAAGACGGAGAGAAUGAGAGAGAGAAAAUUGUGGAAAAUCAAGAAGUAAGUGGGAAAUUCGUUUUAUACAAACGUAGCUCCGAAUUCGUACACGUUUAUCCUGUUUUUAUCGAUCAGCUAGGGGAUCUCUCUUGAAAUUGAUCUUCUAUCGAGUGCACGCGUCGACGACACUUGGACGGUGACCUCGACGCGCACUCCUCGAAACGUUCGCGCGGCUUCCCUUGAUUUUUCACGAUCGACGAUCCGUGUGUUCGAUGAUAAGAGAAAAUGAUGGUCUUUCGUUGUUACCCUCGAGACGAGGUUCGACCGUCGCUCGUUCACGGCUAAACGUUAUUAAAGUAUAACGGCUAAGAACGUAGCGUAUUUAACGAUGCCGCGACGGCGUAUUUACAAUUAACAGAAAGUCAAUUACGAGAUAUAAAUACAUACAUAUAUAUAUAUAUAUAUAUAUAUAUAUUCGAUUCUCGAUGAAUUUCCGUGACCACUGAUGAUCGAAUCAGAAUCAGAAAUCGUUUGAUCGAAACGAUCCGUGGUCGCGUGUACGUAGGAUUCGCGUUGUGUUCGUUGACGAAGAGAGAAAGAGAGGGAGAGAAUGAAGAUGAAAACCUUCCUAUAGACGCGGCGUUUAGUGUUGCUACAGGAUGAAUUGAAAUCUUGACUGUACAUAUAAAAAAAAAUUAUACAACAUAUACACACAGGACCGUAAGCUCGCAAAGUUUAGCUGAUUAUUAAUUAAGAACUCUAACGAUAUAGGUAAAUAUUAUAUAUAUACAGAUAUAUAUAUAUAUAUAGGAUAAUAAUAGUAAUCGAGUUGAAUGAAUGUUAAGGAGAGAAAGAGCGUAUGUGAUGAAAACGCGUACUGAGAAAAUGACGAUGGGUGAAACGAAUGUUUUGCACGGCGAUAAAGCACAUUUACCUCGAACGAGUGUAUUUAUUGAGUUUUAGUCCCGCAGGAUGUGCUGUGUCGCCGGAAUCGACAGGUUGCACACGAGAAAUAAUCACGGUGAGGUGCGAACUCCGUUUUCGCUACGAUGAACCGCGUUCUCUUUCAGCGAAACAUUGAAUUACAUUCGACGCAACGCACGGUAAUGAUCGUUCGAUUAAACGAAAGUGUAUUCAUCGUGUUGGUUCAGUUCAAAAUUACUAUUUCUUGCCUGAGAUUAACGAGACGAUGAAUUAUUAUUUUUUUCUUUUUCUUUGUCUAAACGUAACGAGUCACCGCAGUUCAUCGUUACCGUGAAACGGGUCUGCGACUAAUCUUCCAAAUAGUGAUACAUUCCAUAGCUAAAGAAACAAAAAAUGGAGUAGGAAUCCACGGUUCGUCUAAUCAAAAGUAUCGUUUCUAAAAGUGAAUGAGGAGAAUAAGGGGGUCGUGAUAGAGGGGAUCUAUAAAGUUACAGCAAGAACACCGAACGUUAUAUAGAAGAUACGCGAUAGAAAAAGGGAGAAGAUGACGAGAAUAAAGAAUAGAAAGGAGUUAAAGAAAAAAAUAUAUAUAUAUAUAAAAAUAUAUCCUCGACCGUUCGCCGAAAAAACUAAAGUGUACACGAAUACUUCCGAUCGAAGUUUCGCUCGUCACUCUAUACAUAAUUAUUUUAUCAUUCGUGCUCGCGUGUACGCGCGAAUAUUAGCGAAAUAUCGAAACGUUCUUUUGUUUUUUUAUUUUCUUUGUUUGAAAAAUUCCCUCGAAACGGACGUAGGAGCGACGCGUUAUUAUUGUCUUGUAAAAUAUUGGGGCCAUGAAACAUAAUCUAAAGCAAGAAAAACGAGAAAAAGAUUAAAAAAAGAAAAUAAAAAGAAAUAAAUAAGGGAACGAAGGAGACAGAUGCUGUAAUUGUGUCCACGUCGAUAACGAGAUAACGUACGAUGUAAAUCGAGAGAAUCAAGCACGAUGAGAGAGAAAGGGAAAAUCGCCACGUGUUGUUCUGUUCUCUCUCUCUCCCCCCCUUCACCCUUAUAAUAUAAAUAUAUUAAUAACUACACGAAUACACGUUUCGUGAAUGAACGGAAACGAGUGACUGAGAGAAAGUAAGAGAAAGAUUGAGCGAAUGAACGAGCGAUUGUGAAUCGAGGCGAGACACACGAAACAAAGGAGACACGAGCAAUUCGUUUGUAGGGAAGAGAGAGCAUUAGGGACCAACCAAAAAUAACAAAGAAAAAUGAAGAACAAGAGAGCAAGAAGCGUGUGCCGAUGUCGAUUGUCGCGGUGGAUCGUUCUUCCUUUUAUAAUAUAAAUGUCGUCAUGAAAUAAUGAUAGAAAAAAGAAAACGUGCUGGGAGAAAGUAAAUCAGCUGUGCCUCGAAUCGUUCGCGACCGAUCACCAAACAUUAGAAACGAUCAUUUAGAGGGUGUUUCGGUCCUCGCGAAGCACGUUAUUCGAAUUUUCCACGUUUCGAAUAGAACAAAGUGAAAAAGAGAGAGUUGUUUUUCUCUUGCACCCUCGAUGUUGAUUGGACGGCAUCGGUUUCCAACCGAAGAGGACAAAGAUGGUCUCCGUUUUUCUUGUGUGUGUGCUCGGUUCAUCGAGGAGUCUCGAGCCGGAUAAAUACACGUAAUUAUUUAUAAUAUUUAUAUAACUUUAUAUAUGAUACACGGGCAUUUCGCAUAGAAUAAAAGUUCAUGUUGAAUCUCGAACUGUUAUCAAUAAAAAGCGUUGAGUUCCUACAAUCGUUUCUUUAAUUAGCUUCUGGAUGUAAUCCGAAGUUCGUGUCUCAUACAUUCUAGGAUCUGUCUAGGUUUCAUUGAACCCGUAAGAAGAAGAAACCAUCAGUUUCGAAAAUAUUCGAGACCAAAGAAUAAUUCGCAAUUGCAAAUCCAUCUAUAUUUUACCAAAAUUUCACGCUUUCAAAGACUGCUCCUGCUCCCGAUCGUCGAUUUAGAUUCGAAAUAAUAAAAGAAGAAAUGCGUUUUCUGAAAUUAUCCAUCUUAAAACGCGAAGACGAUGGACGUGUGCCUGAAAGAGUGAUAAUUUCAAAGAAACUUGGUUCAUUAUCGAUUCCUUCGAGGCUGUUGUUGCUAAGUGGAUUUCCCGCGCUCCAAACUAAUCCUCCCGUUCUCUGUCGAACGUUUCUAUUAACCCGGACACGAUGCACGACCCAUUGGGCUUUCUGACAGCCGGGGUCAGAGCACGUCCACGUGAAAAUCCAUUGUUUUCCCGGUCGCCGUCUCGGGACGUGCCUCGAUCCGUAGCGACGACGCUAGCCAACACUAGGUCGAACGAACGGUAGGCAGGCAGGGAAGCAGCCUAACGCGUCGUCGGGACGCGACGCCGUGGACACGGGAGGAGGAUCAAUAUCACGGUUAGGGAGAGAGCAGACUGAAAAUAGGAGCGAGAGUAGGAGCAGCGAUGAGGGAUAAGGAUUACGAGGAGUGAAGGAAAGAGCGAGAAAGUGUAGCAGAGAACCCAGCCCGAAAAUGUCAAUUCGUCGGCCCCUGGCUCCUCGUGAAAUUACGAUCGUGACGAGGGUGUUCGCGAAUCGUGGCCGAUUUCAUUAGAAUCUUACCGAUUACCGUGAAAUUUUCAGGUGCUAGCGUUUAGAAAGAAUAUUCUCUUCAUUUCAGAUGCAUUAUCUUACCUUCGAGUACUAGGUCGAUUCAGGGUUUUCGAAACAAGGUUUAAUUUAAAUGUGAUUCUUACAAUUUACAGUAGAAUCUUGGACGAAUGUUUCGUCGAUGGGUUUCCUUGGAUAAAGUUAGGGUAUCCUAUCUUCUUACACGAAUAUCGAUCACAUGCGUGCUUUCGUUGGCAGAUGAUUCAACUGGAAGAGAAGCAAAGUGGGGGUGUAGAAUUCUUCAGAAUCGGCAGAUUUCGAGGUGGAAUUUCAUUGAUCGAACGCGCUAACACACGAGGACGAUCCACUGGCCGACAUUGAUACGGCACGCAACAAUGCUCCGAUAUACACGCGAUUGUGCGAAUGAAAAUCCGUUGUGAAACUAUCAAUUAGCUGACCUUUCCGAUACGGAAAGACACGUGACAAUUAUGCGUUAAAUCGAAUCAUGUUUCUUUUCAAUCUCUCGCCUCAAUAUUGCAGUGUCUGCAAACGAGAGAACGUAGUAGACACUGGAAACUUCCGGAAAUAUCGGUGCCUGAAGAUACAGGAUUUUUAUCUCCACGAAAGAAAGAAUAAUUUAAUUAAACACUUGUUUGUUAACCGUCUAGAAUAGUAAUUAUCCUUCGUCGUAAAGGUCAGCGAGAGAUUUCUUCUGCUAAGUUCUUAUUCGACCGAAUGGAAAUACAAGGAAAAACAACAACCAAUCUGCGGUUCUUGUAUCCAAUUUAUUUCACACUCGCUUGCCUUGCGUAGAGCGUCGACUAGAUGAUUUUCUACUGAUCCUCUCUUUACAAGAAUACGAAAACAUCGUCGAGGUCGUCGCGAGUAUCGAAACGGAACACCUUAACCCGUUCGUUGCCACAUCGGUCACUGGUGACAGGCUAAAAGGAAUAGAAAAAAUUACAAAAAAUUAUACACGCCAUUAAGAUCGCAGUAUUUAUGCGAGGUAGCAAAUGAAAAACUUGAUUUGAAAAAUGAAACGUAUGCAUUGCAGUUACGAAGUGUCUGACUAUACAUGACCAUUUCCCCUGUGCCGGUGAAUAUGUUAAAACACACCUUGCUAAUGUAACAUCAUUUCGAAGGUCGGUCUCUUCGAUUCCUCUCGAAAUGGCUCUCGUAUUUUCUUGAAAUUCUGAUAAAAUUUCCAUUUCAGUGAAAUUCAUUUCAACAUAUUAAACGCGAAGAGAUCCUCCUUCGAAUAAACGAAGCGGAUUCAGCAAUAGAAGGGAUCGAUGAAAAAGGAGAAUUGCGAUUGAAUGAAUUAAUCACGUUCCCUCGAUCGUUGUUUCUUUCUUUCAAAAACGACCAUACGUAAGAAUCGUUCGAUUUUGUCCAUCGAAUAAUCGCGCGAUAAUAAAUCUCGCUAUACAAAACGACACUUGUGGGAUCAGUAUUUACAAGAAGCGACGAGCUUUCAUUGAACAAGGUAUAAAUUCUCGGUCGAUCGACGACGACAACGACUCGCGCUCGGGAUCGCGGGCGAUAGAGAAGCAUAAACGAGCAUCGGUUUCUUUUUCCCUUCGUCAUUGUAAAUAGCGCAGUGUAGUUGAAAGGGCGAUGAAGAAAGGUGGUUAGAUAGAGACAAUGAGAAAGAGAGCGAAGCACGUGACUGUAAUUUUUGCGGCUGACGGAUAAUCGGCGAACGCAAGAGGGGAUGGAGAAUGCAGAAAAUAGUCGUUUCUCUCCCUUCUCGGCGAGAAAUCGUAUCGAACGGGUCAUAGGACACGUUUCGUGAUGGGUGUGCAACAGUGACAAUCUCGAGAAAAUUAAAAGAAAAAUUAAGGGGUCGAUUUAAUUGACACGAUUUAGAAUGAAAAGAUAGGAAGGGGAGAAAUGUAACUCGUAAGGGAUGACGCGUGCUUCCGUCGCGGAUCCAUCAACGCCAGAAUCAAUACUCUCUUCACGCUAUUGUUCUCAAAACGAUUGUGAUAUACAUAUAUAUUAUUGUUAAUGCUGUAACGAUGUAACGAUAGAGAUGAAGCUCCUCGUUAAGACGAGUUUUUCGAGCGUAACGUAUUAUGGGGUGGGUUUAUUAGAAAAGAGGCGCAACACGUGGUCAUCCUAGAUUAUUUGAUGAAACUAACGCACGUUCUUGAUGACUCUAACCGGAAAUUCGAUUGUCGAUGAUCCGUGCCGCGAAAUUUACACAGUGAAUCGAGGCUGCAAUAAUGUAAUAGUAAAAGAAACAAUAAAGAUGAUGAAUUAGGUAAAAUAGAGAGGGAGAGACAGACGCGCGUUGGUUGUAUCGAGUCGCAAGGGAAAUAAUGCCUGUAAAUAAACGAACAAGAUGUGAAAAAAAAAA
Molecule: messenger RNA, 18647 nt
Organism: Osmia lignaria (orchard mason bee)
Lineage: Eukaryota; Metazoa; Arthropoda; Insecta; Hymenoptera; Megachilidae
Gene: mam
Product: neurogenic protein mastermind
Biological process (GO): positive regulation of proteasomal ubiquitin-dependent protein catabolic process; protein ubiquitination; Notch signaling pathway
Cellular component (GO): nuclear speck; nucleus; cullin-RING ubiquitin ligase complex
Molecular function (GO): transcription coactivator activity; ubiquitin-like ligase-substrate adaptor activity; ubiquitin protein ligase binding
Source: RefSeq, a predicted model, not a curated record